Conger conger (European conger) is the source of this 1885-nucleotide messenger RNA. RefSeq names its product PGAM family member 5, serine/threonine protein phosphatase, mitochondrial (gene pgam5). Gene Ontology annotation, biological process: positive regulation of mitochondrial fission. The coding region runs from base 272 to 1180 and encodes 302 amino acids. Gene Ontology annotation, cellular component: mitochondrion. NCBI's taxonomy places the organism in Eukaryota, Metazoa, Chordata, Actinopteri, Anguilliformes, Congridae. The record is from RefSeq and is a predicted model, not a curated record. The transcript is spliced from 6 exons.
GCCUUUUAUUUAUCAAGACCAUCAAGACCAUCAAGACCACACAGACCCUGCCUGGUAGAAGAACUUAUCCAGUUUUGGUAAAACGCAAAGGACGGUCUUUCAACCAUUGAACCGGUGUUCUGCCCAAGCAUUGGCGGAGCAACUGAAACUGGAAGUAAAUCGCACAGACAGUCCUAUCAUUUCUGGCUCAGCUCCUUUCCUCUGAUCGAAAUAGCGACGUUAGGUAUUUGAGGGUGCGGAAGGCGACUAGUGUUAGCGUGCUGAGGCAAGGAUGUCGUACAGGAGGGUGGUCAAGCUGGUAUGUGGGAUCGCCGGUGGCGCAGCGGUGCUCGUUUCAGCAGCGACGGCGGCUGAAUCGUUAGGCUAUUUGGGGGACAAGUCGCUUAGCGAGCGAUUGAAAAUCUGGACUGGAUUCGCCGUCCUUCAGGCAGCACAACCACCGACGUGGGCAUUGGGGAACCACACUGUGGCAUCAAGUGGUAAUGGUUGGGACACCAACUGGGAUAAACGUGACCCGAGCUCGUUCGUAAAUGUGAAGAAGAAGGACACUGCCACCGACGACCCGAACUCGGAGACCGAGUCGAACAAGCCCAAAGCCACCCGGAACAUCUUCCUCAUCAGGCACUCCCAGUACAACCUUAACGGCAAUGGAGAUAAGGAGAAGACUCUAACCCUGUUAGGAAGGGAGCAGGCAGAGCUUACAGGCCAGCGAUUGGCUGAUCUGGGACUGAAGUACAAUGUCUUGGUCCACUCCACCAUGACGCGCGCCACAGAAACCGCCAACAUCAUCAGCAAGCACCUGCCAGGGGUGGAGCUGGUGAGCUGUGACCUGCUGAGGGAGGGGGCCCCCAUCGAACCCGUGCCGGCAGUCAGCCACUGGAAACCGGAGGCCGCGCAGUAUCACGAAGACGGCGCGAGGAUCGAGGCGGCCUUCCGCCAUUAUGUCCACCGAGCCGACGCCAAGCAGAAGGAGGACAGCUACGAGAUCAUCGUCUGCCACGCCAACGUCAUCCGCUACUUCGUCUGCAGGGCGCUGCAGUUUCCCCCGGAGGGUUGGCUCCGUAUGGGGCUGAAUAACGGCAGUAUUACCUGGAUCACUGUCCGUCCCAGCGGCAGGGUGGGCCUGAGGACCCUGGGAGAUUCGGGGUUCAUGCCCCCGGACAAGUUGACACGCACCUGACCCCCCCCCUUGAACUGGCGUAGCAUCUUCUGCACGUCUCCUUAAGUGUCUUGAGCAUUUUUUUUGUAUUUUGUUUAUUUUUUUCUUUUGGUAUUUUUGUAGUCUGCAGUAGAAUAAUGACAUUGUGAUUACUCCUCAGCUGUGUAGCUGGUCAACUAUACAGAAAGGUUUCAACGUGAAGGCAACGUUUUAGUUUUGACAGUUUUUUUUGUAAAAACGUGAAACGGUUGCAUUCCCAGUGGUUGGUUCGGUGGCAGCAAUGACAACAGCUUGCAGAGAGGCCUGUUUUUUUAUGAAUGUCAGGUUUGUGAGUAUUUUUCACAGUAAAAGCAACAAAUGGAAGUUUUUAAGCCAAAAGAGAAGUAUUUUGCUUAAUCUAAGAAUGGGUAGCGGGUUUAAAUGCUUUUUUGUGCCAUAUCCUUUUCUAUGUGAUUGUAAAUGAAACAUUUGCAUUUGUCCUCAGCUUUGACUUAUAACACAAACAAGAGUUUUUCUUCACAAACUGUGUUGGUGAUUUCUGGACUCCCCAAACUGUUCAGUAAAAUAAUCCUUGCUUUCAUCGGUCAAGGUUGAGGACAAAUGUUGACUGAACCCCAGCCUGUCUCUGCAUAAAUUAAUGUACAAAACAAUGCUGAAGAAAUGUACAGUGUUUUUGUGUGUUUUCAAAACAGACCAUGAGCACAAUAAACAGCCACUUGCAUUUUC